CGCAGAGUACACCUGCCAAUGCACUGACUUCAAAUGCUGAAUUGGAAGAGAAAAAUGAGUUUCCUGCUUUGGCUAAUGCUAAAAUACUCCUUAGCGACUGCCUAGCUUGUGACAGUUGUAUGACAUCAGAGGAAGGAGCCAGGGUUUUCCAGCAGAAUCAGGAGGAGCUCUUUCGCAUACUCAACCUUAAUAAGAAGUGUGAUACCUCGAAACACAAAGUGUUGGCAGUGUCUAUAUGUCCUCAGUCAUUGCCUUAUUUUGCUGCUAAAUUUGAUCUGUCUGUGAAUGAUGCAGCCAGGAGACUCUGUGGUUUCCUCAAAAGUCUUGGAGUGCAUUAUGUAUUUGACACCACUAUAGCUGCUGAUUUCAGUAUCCUGGAGAGCCAGAGGGAAUUUGUGCAGCGAUAUCAACAGAGGAACCAGGAGGAGCAUGCCUUACCAAUGUUUGCCUCUGCUUGCCCUGGCUGGAUCCGGUACGCCGAGCGGGUACUCACCAAUCUCGUGACCUCUCACAUCUGCACUGCAAAGUCCCCACAGCAGAUCAUGGGCUCCCUGGUGAAAGGCUACUUUGCCAGGCAGCAGAAUUUGUCUCCUGAUAAAAUUUUCCAUGUAGUUGUGGCGCCUUGUUACGACAAAAAAUUGGAAGCCUUGCGGGAAGACUUCUACACUGCCUUCUGGAAUUCUCCAGAAGUUGAUUGUGUUCUAACAUCAGGUGAAAUUGUCCAAAUAAUGGAACAGAAAAAUGUGUCCAUGAAAGAUGUGGCUGAAGUAGCUGUAGAUAGUUUGUUUGGUGAAAUAAAGGAGGGAGAUGUAGAGAGACAUGAUGGGAAGACAUCUGAUGGUUACCUGGAGCACAUUUUUAAACAUGCAGCAAAGGAACUUUUUGGCAUGGAUGUUAAAGAAAUCACCUACAAAGCAUUAAAGAACAAGGACUUUCAAGAAGUUACCCUUGAAAAGGAUGGUGAGACACUGCUGCGUUUUGCAGCAGCUUACGGCUUUAGAAAUAUCCAGAACAUGGUUCUGAAAAUGAAAAAAGGGAAGUUUUCGUACCAUUUUGUGGAAGUGCUUGCCUGCCCAGGAGGUUGCCGGAGCUCACACCAAGCAAAGCCCUUGGGCCGUCCCCUUGCCUGCGGACCUGUGCCGGGGCUCCCGGCCGGGCCCCGUCCCACGCGCGACCGGGCAAAAAGCGCGGCAGCGCCGCAGGUUCUACCGAGAUUUGAACUCGGAUCGCUGGAUUCAAAGUCCAGAGUGCUAACCAUUACACCAUAG
This is a messenger RNA of Tinamus guttatus (white-throated tinamou), 1268 nucleotides long. The record is from RefSeq and is a predicted model, not a curated record. NCBI's taxonomy places the organism in Eukaryota, Metazoa, Chordata, Aves, Tinamiformes, Tinamidae.